Molecule: messenger RNA, 3072 nt
Organism: Rhizoctonia solani
Lineage: Eukaryota; Fungi; Basidiomycota; Agaricomycetes; Cantharellales; Ceratobasidiaceae
Product: AMP binding enzyme
Exons: 16
Coding region: 1-3072 (1023 amino acids)
Molecular function (GO): phosphopantetheine binding
Source: RefSeq, a predicted model, not a curated record
AUGGUUGCUACUUCAACUGACUUCGUUUUUCCUCCAACCGAUGGCUCUGUACCUCCUGCUCUGGCCAUCGACUUCCAUCUCAAGUACAAUCCGAACCACCUAUGGUCGGCUCUAUACAACAUCAAUGAUUCCUCCGAAACCAACAUAACCUAUGAGCAACUUGCUCAUGCUGUCCAUCGUGCUGCUCAUAUCUUGAACCCAGGGGGAAAACUUCCCCAAGGAACUCAGAUCGGGCUCCUUAUAUCGACGCAUACAAUCCAGUACGUCGUACUGAUACUUGGUGCGAUGAGGGCCGGCCUAGUACCGUUCCCCAUCUCACCACGCACUCACGUCCCAGGCAUCGCACACCUGCUGGCAUCCACACAAACGUCGCUCUUAGUUACCGGAGGAAGCGAAUCGAUUGCUGACAUUACCCUCCAACUCGCCCGCGACCUAUCAGAAAUGGAAUUUCACGUACAAUUUCUCGAAAUGCCUCCUUUGGAUAGCAUACUACCGCAACUUUGCAAGUCCAGGAUCCAGUCUGAGCAUAGGCCUUCCCCACCACUGAAGCCGAUCACUGCCGAAACAACCAUUUGUAUGCUUCAUAGCUCGGGUUCAACCGGAAUGCCAAGGCCUGUUAAACUUCAUCUUGAAGGCGUUUUUAAGAACUUUAUCAAUCAGCCGUUUGGAUGGCUAUAUGCCGGCGGAAUUCGAUUCGGUACAAUGGCAUUGCCGACGUUUCAUGCGAUGGGCAUGUUCCUUCAAGUCAUGAUGCCUCUCUACGCUGGAUACACCCAGGUCAUGUUUGCGCCCAGCCGUAUUCCUGUAGUGCCAACUCCAGACCUGACAAUCAAGGCGGGAAUUGGUGCCAGGUGCGAAUACAUGAUGUGUGUUCCGGCAUUCUUAGAGGCAUGGUCUGUCGACGAGAAUGCGGUCUCGCAACUUCGCCGGAUGAAGGGCAUUAUGUUCGGUGGAGGCGUUCGUAUUCAUUGCUGCUAUGGUGCCACUGAGGUCGGACAUGUGCAUAAGAUUUGGGACCUGGAGGGGCCAAGCGACUGGGGAUACAUCAAGUUCUCUCCACAUGUUGACGCACGCUUUAUCCCUCAGAACGAUGCGGAUAAUACCUUUGAGGUGGUUUUUGUAGUAACAGAUGACCAUAAGCCUUUCGUCCUGAACUACGAGUUGGAUGGUAAGCUGGCAUACAAAACCAAGGAUCUUGUAGUCGGGCACCCUUCUAAGCCAGAUUUGUGGAAGAUUUUUGGGCGACUUGACGACCAGAUCGUUUUACUGAAUGGCGAGAAGACUAAUCCUGGCUCCAUGGAGGCCGAGAUAGUCAAAUGUCCUACUGUGAAAUCUGCGAUCAUGUUUGGGCGCGAGCGAAACCAAACCGGCGUAUUAAUAGAGUUUGAAGAGUCUUCCAGAGACUUGUGUCGAACAAACCAAGGUGGGAUUAAGGCGCUGGAAGAGAUAUGGCCGUUUGUUGAGCGAGCUAAUCAAGCAUCUCCCUCCCAUUCGCGUAUUGCCAGGGAGGCAGUUUUAUUUUCAGACCCAGCUCGCCCUUUCCCUCGCACACCCAAGGGGGGCGUCUCGCGUUCGGCCGCUCUCAAGCUCUACGCGCGUGAUAUUCAGGAAAUGUAUCUGGAACUUGAGACAGAGCCGAUGGUGACCAAUAAUUCUAGCCCUUCAGGGUCAUACUCCGGCCCGGAGGAUAUGGAAGAAUGGCUUAAGACAUGCGUUCAAAACCUUCUAGGUCGGAAAAUCGAUGUGAGUGAGGACUUGUUCCAACAAGGGAUGGAUAGUUUAACAGCUACAAUGCUUCUUCGUUCACUCAAAGGCACGCUGAGUACUGCUUCAAAGAUCAACCAGCGAACUAUUUUCGCCAAACCCACGGUCAAACAACUUGCCCGGGUGCUCGCUCAACUCUCCAGUAAAAACGACGAUAAGGCCGACUCAACCACAGAAGCCCUUCAAGACAUUCGUGCAAUGAUUCAAAAGUACGACAAUGGCCGAUCUCAGCCACUUGCUCAUUACCGUCAAUCGACGAAGGAACGAGUGGUUGUAACUGGUACCACAGGUGGACUCGGCUCUCAUCUGCUUGCUCAACUACUUAAGAGCGACAGAGUCGAGAAGGUGUGGGCAAUGAAUCGCAAAUCGAGUAAAGGGAAUAAAGAAAGACAGACCACAUCAUUUCAAGAUAAAUUACUUGACGUAAACUUGCUGAAGAGCGGGAAGCUGGUGUUUGUAGAUGUUGAUCUCGAGGACUCCAGACUAGCGCUGAGCAAGGAGAUCGAAGCAACCGUCAUGAUCCACAAUGCCUGGCAGGUCAAUUUUAACCUCAGUUUGCAGUCCUUUGAGCCCAGUAUUCGCGGUGUGCACAACCUUCUCGAUCUCGCAUUCCAGUCCACUGCUCCGACCGGAUCUCCACUAUUCGUAUUCGCCUCAUCGAUUGCUGUAGCUGGGUUCGCUCGUCCUGGAAGUUGUCUGAGCGAAGCCCCUGUUACGCUCGAAGACGGGGCGACCAGUAUUGGAUAUGGGCAGAGUAAGCUGGUCGCCGAAAAGCUCCUGGAGUCGGCAAGUCGUGUCGGGCUAAGGACAUGCAUUAUUCGGCUUGGCCAAUUAACUGGAGACGCUAUCAGUGGCUCAUGGUCUACUACAGACUGGGUCCCAUCACUGGUCGGGUCAUCGGUUUCCAUAGGAUGUUUGCCUGGUGCCAUUGGGACUGUAUCGUGGCUCCCGCUCGACGUGGCCGCUCAUUCAAUCAUUGAUAUAUGCAUUGCCCAUAGUGCAGAAAUACCACCAGUGGUGCACGCAGCUCACCCUCAUCCUGUACCUUGGAUGGAUAUUCUUGCGACGCUAUCCGUGGUUCUUGCAUCUCGCACCGGCUCUCAUCUUCCUAUAGUACCAUUCGAUGAGUGGAAUAAGCGUGUUACUCAGGCUGUUGAAUCCUUCAGGGGCUUAGAACAUGAGCGAUUCGAGCGAUUCCCAAGUGCUAAGAUCCAGAGCACAGUAGAUGGGAUGGUGCGGGCUGACCUCGAGCUUCGGACACGCAGGGACGCAAGCGAUGCCGAGUCGGGCGGAACUAGCUCGGCAUAG